Sceloporus undulatus (fence lizard) is the source of this 5287-nucleotide messenger RNA. It is a transcript of the gene TMEM201, whose product is annotated as transmembrane protein 201. Gene Ontology annotation, cellular component: nuclear inner membrane. Gene Ontology annotation, molecular function: actin filament binding; lamin binding. The coding region runs from base 932 to 2809 and encodes 625 amino acids. Lineage: Eukaryota; Metazoa; Chordata; Lepidosauria; Squamata; Phrynosomatidae. Gene Ontology annotation, biological process: nuclear migration along microtubule. The transcript has 11 exons. The record is from RefSeq and is a predicted model, not a curated record.
GGGCAGUUAAAGCAGUCUCGGACUGGGUUAUUUCUGCAGUGUGUUUUGGACCCGUGUUUUGCUCCUCUGCGGCAAUGGACUGUGUCUUAAGGUUGUUCCCUGCUCUUUUUAAACAUACAAAUACAUCUUGUGUGCCAAAGGAUCAAGACCAUGCGCCACUUGUCUGGUGUGCAAGUGUUCAUUCCAGAACAUGGCUAUGAUUCCUCCAUUGAAUGCUCUUUUCUUCUCAGUUGAAACUCUUUUAAUGUGUGUGUCUCUCCCUUCGGUCUCCCCCAAAAAGAAUGCAAAAGCUGUAUCACAACUCAGGACGACAACUGCUGGGAACAACUGUCCUCUUCCUUGGCAUGGCACCUGUUUUAUUGUGUUGUUGUGGCACCAGAGCUCUUGGACAGAGAAGGCUGGAUGUCUCACAGAAUGACAGUUCCCAGAAUUCCCUUGCAUCGUGUCUUCUGUGCAUUUGGAUACCAUUAAAGCUAUCCCCACUUUGUGGAUUUGGGGUGUUACUGUUCUUUGCUAUGCGUGCGACACGGCUACCCCUCAAUAUGCGUGAAAGAAGUGGUAGCGUAAGCUUUCCAAGACUAGGUCUCCUUCUUCAGAUGUGUAGCACUUGUGGGAAAGGGGAUGCUGGUCUAGGUAGGCUUUUGGUAUCCGGAUUUUGGCAUUCCAGAAAAGGGAGACUCAGUGUGUAGAAUGUAUUUAUUAAUACAUUUUGGAUCCAUUUAUGUAAUGCCUGACAGCCAAAAACCUGGGAGGCAGCCCUGUAAUAACGUCACUUACAGUAGAUCCUGUGGCUUUGUAAUAAUAGUUGACGGUCAAAGGGAGAUGUAAUUUGGUUUUAAUGAAAGGAGAAGCCGGGGAGAGGAGGAAAGGAAGCGAGUUCGGGAACCAAAACAUCCCUGCUGUUACAUAAUGGAGGAAGAAACCCACCCACAUGACGGUGAAUUGUUGGUUCUGCAACCAGGACACGCUGGUGCCCUAUGGAAACCGCAACUGUUGGGAUUGUCCAAACUGCGAGCAGUACAACGGCUUCCAAGAGAAUGGAGAUUAUAACAAGCCCAUCCCAGCUCAGUACAUGGAGCAUCUAAACCACGUUGUCUCUGGUGCUGGAGCCUUCUACGAUCCCACCAAGCCCCAGCAGUGGGUGAGCAGCCAGGUUCUUCUCUGUAGGAAAUGCAACAACCAUCAGACCCUGAAGAUUAAGCAGUUGGCAUCCUUCACACCCAGGGAAGAGGGCAAAUAUGACGAGGAAAUUGAGGUCUACAAGCACCACCUGGAGCAGACCUACAAGCUGUGCCGCCCUUGUCAGGCAGCAGUGGAAUAUUACAUCAAACACCAGAACCGCCAACUCCGGGCUCUCCUUCUCCGGCAUCAUUUUAGCCACCGGAAGACUGACAAAACCUACAUGCAGAGUUUUUAUGCCGCAGCUUCCUCCUCGACCACAACGCCGGUUCAGGUGAUUGCUCUCCGCUUCCUGGCCUUCCUCAGCUGCGCUAUCCUUGUCACCAUGGCAUUGUAUGGAUCGGGCAACCCAUUCUCCCCUGCACCAGUGACCACUCCUGCUUCGCCGAGCCCAGGGUUGGCGAAGAAUGGGACUGGGCCGAACAUGACAGCCAUACCCUCUGGCAAUGGCACUUUGCUGGAAUUCCUCAGCUGGCAAGAAGUGAUCCGGUUGUUGCCAGACGGAGUGGUGGAGAUGCUGAACGCUGCUUGGUCCUACGGGAAGAGCCAUCAGAUAGCGGUGGUGGUCUUGGGUCUCCUGACAUGCAUCUUAGCCAUGCUGCUGGCAGGACGGAUCAGGCUCCGUCGGAUCGACGCCUUUGCCUCCGUCCUCUGGCUCCUGGUGAUGGGCUUCCACCUGGCGGAGAACUACCUGCAAACAGACCCCCCCAGCUGGCUGGACACCGCCAAGUUCGGAACCACCUCCCUCUGCUGCCUGGUGGGCUUCGCGGCAGCUGUGGCCACCCGGAAACCGAUGGGCCAGCGGAAACCCCGGCCACGAAGAUACCUCUCCGGAGACUCGGUCCCCAUCUCCCACAACAGCGGGGCAGAGAUCAGCUUCUCCUAUCUUCCCGCCGCUUCAUCCGUUUUCGUCCCAACCCCUCCCAGUUUGCUCCCAUUUACCCACCAGCAGCACUUCCGUUCCCCGCGACGGACGUCUUCAUGUUCUCUUCCCGGACGACUCAACCGGGCCCUAUCAUUGGGCACCAUUCCUUCGUUGGCACGGACGGAUUCGGGGUAUUUGUUCAGCGGCAGUCGCCCACCUUCUCAGAUGUCUUUCUCCAAGGAGUCGUCCGCAUCAGACUAUUUCUCCCUUUUCUCUGGAAGCUGCGUCUCCUCCCUGGUGCCAUCCUCAGCCGCAUCUGUGGCCGGUUCGGUGGCCUCGAGUUCGGGAUCCCUGCGCUACCGCCGGCCGCUCAUCAGCCCGGCGCGGCUCAACCUGAAGGGCCAGCGACUGAUGCUCUUCUCGGCCCAGAGUGAGGGCCACCACAGCGAAGACCUGGCCCCGUCGGAAAACAACGUCUUUGCCUCGGAGCUGCCCGCUUUCCCCAAAAGGAACCUCAGUGAGAGGGGAUUGCAUGAUAUGAGAGCUGCGGCUGAGGCAAACAGCAUCUGCAGCGAUGAAUCCAUUAAGAAAGGGGACAACUCAUCACACUCCUCAAGUUGCGUGGUGGACACCACAACGAAAGGGGAGGAUCUCGCCGGAUGGAGGGGUCACUUUGGCCGCUGGUCACUCCGAGGGCUCCUCACCGUGAGCCUGACCAUCAACGCCAUCUUCACCUCGGCCUACCUCUACCAAAAUUUCCGGUGAGCCACAAUUGGGCAGCGGCGGAGCCUGCAACCUUCUUCUUCCUUACCCUUGGUGCCACGUUUCUUUCGAGGGAGAGAGAAAAAGACUGUCUGGGGCAGGCAGGAGUCCACCGACCACGCUUCUGUGCUGUUGGCGCCAAAGUCCUGCACUGCUUUUUGGCAGCCAUUUUCUCCCCACCGGGCACUGGCUGUCCAUGGGCAACACCAACCUCUCGCUGCUGCCCUUUGCCCACCACCUCAGGAGAAAAUGACAAAUAUGAAAAGGAACUGGGAUGAAGAAAGAGGUGAUGGAGCCAACAUGGGACUGCCAGGCAUCUCCAGUUACGGCACACCUUUCUUUGUACAGAACCAUUUGGCUGGGAGGGACUCAAAGGAGCCGCUUUUCCGGGGGACAUUUGAUGGACCCAAAACGAGGGACUCUUUCCCACCUUGCUGUGCCACUUUGCCACCCUUGAGGGCAUCACCCCACUUUGAAUUCUUAUUUUUUGGAAAGAACUUGGACCCUAAGGGGUCUGUGUUUCAUUCCACUCUUAGUUUUCUUAACUCCAUCCGCAUCUAGUCAGUUUCCGGUGCUGAAGUUUGUUCGUUUUAAAUCCAAAAUUUAUUUGCCAAGGGAUUUUUUUCUUUACUCAGUCGUGUUGGGAUUUUAAAAAGAGAACCCAACAUUGCAGCCCAGUUCUGCCUUACAAAGGGCCACCGCUACUACUGUAAUUAUGCACCAUGGCUCCCAACAGCCGGCAUUUUUUGGCUGAGCCUGGGUAGCUUUCUGAAAUAGGUUCUCUCCAUGCGCUGCUGUACUGGAAAUGCUGCAACUGGUGGAAGGGAUGCGGCAUCAUCUGUUGCUUCGGUGGGCAAAAAUGAAAUCUCCCUUCUUUCCAUCUGUCUCAGGCUGCCCCAACCCAAGUUAAUUCUGCUAUUAAGCAGCGGAAUAACUGGUGCUAAACAGGGAACUUGGCUCCCCUGUCCUCUCCCAGAACAUAAAUUCAGAUUAUUCUGCCAUCAGGUUGUUAGAAACCUUGCCAGACCUGGAUUACCAUUCCAGGUGAUACUAGACCCCUGUUUAGACUUCACCUGGUGCUAAGCAUUUUUCUCAUAUUACACUCAUAAAAGGGGAAUAAAUGAAAUGUCUCCCCUCCUAGACAACAUGGUGCUGAAAUUCAGAAUGUUCCAUUUUUUGGUCAACCCCACAAUAUAACUGCUAUCCUAUAUCCCCAAUGUAUAAGUCCCUUGCUUUCUUUUCCGAUCACAACCGAUUCUUCCCUUCCUGCGCAAACUGACAUUCUCCUCCAGUUUUGUCUUUUCCCACAAUGAACUCCACUCACUUUAUGCAAAAUCAAGCAUUUUGGCAAUGGAGAUCAUUGCUUUUCACCCCGUGUAAAGCAAAACCCGGAUUAGGGCAUCAUUUUAGAAGAGUCAAAAAUUAUUAUUUGCAUCUUGUGUGGUGUCUAAAUCCCGUUUCUGGACACACCUGAACAAACAGGUCUAGUAGGUUUUUGUAAGCCAUACCUAGGCCUGUUGUAGUGUGUUCAACACAAGUGGCUUUCUCUCUUCCGAACUGCCUUUGACUUUUGGCAGGAGUGAGCAAAACAACCACAACUUUUGGUGCCCUCUAGCUUACAAAAUAAAAGAAGUGUGCUUUUCGAUAACGGUGCUAGUGCACACACUCGGUUGUGCAAAUGGUUUCCCUUAAAUCAGAAACGUGAAACUGGGUGGAUCGAAAGUGGUGAGCUUGCAUGUCUUCUUUCCGCCUUAAUGCUGUUUUUGAUGCACCGCUCAUAUCUUGUCCUUGUUGGGUUGUGGUUGCUGUUGUUAAAACCCAACGCGAGGAAGAAUUCGGUGAUGAAGCCAAUUUUGCUUUUUCUCGGCGUUUAAACAACUGCCGAUUCUAAAGCGGAAUCGAUCUCUGUUUAAGAUGGUCACGCUUUUGGUAGGGAAAAAAUAAUCUUGCAUCCCACUCAGCCUCACAAUUUCUUGAGAAGGUGUGCACUACAUAUUGACAAUUUGGACACUUAAAAAUGGGACUUUCUCCCUCAUGCCAGCAGGAUAUAUCUUGUCCUGCAAAUGGCUAUAGUUUGCCUCUGAGAACUUGCACCUUGGUGAAUGUACAAGCAACUGCCUUCGGGAAUUACUCUUUUAUCAAACACAAUACACUGUGUCCUGUGAGGCUUGAAUUUUUGGGUGGGUGGGCGGGCAAAAUCACCUUCAUUUUUGGGGUCGUGGAGAGGGAAAUAAUCUUCUUUUUCCCUCUCUGCAGGGAAGGUUGUACAUUUCAUACAUUACGACUGUGGACUUCUUAAGGGUAGGAGAACCCAACCCUAUACAGUUGACAAUUCUUGUGUUUUGGGGAGGUGGGGAAUUAUUAUUAUCCUUUUUCGUUUACUCUCCUCUCUAUGUUCUCCAAAAGGUUUAUGUUCUGUGUUCUGAGAGAUUAUUUUUCAUUAUAAAAAAAUCAGAAUAAAUGUGUAGUUGGAAACCUCAA